UUUAGACCUUCUUCUCUUCCUCCGGUGUCGACAGAAGGAAGAGAGAGGGGCUAGGUUUUUCCUUUUAGCCAGCCGUCACCAUAAUGACAUAGGAUCCACUUAUGCUAGUGUUUUUAUGAUUAUCGCAGGGUACAGUAAUAACUGAAUAAGGUUGGUGAUGGAUGCUCAGCUUCUAUGCAUUAACCGGAGCAACUUUUUUGUUAAAUCAUUGCAGAGUCAUCGGUUUCAAUUGGUUCGAGCCAGCAAAAAUCUGAAGCAUUCAUCUUAUUGUGUUCUUGCAGGACGGAAUCUUAACAAUAUAAGGUGCUCAAUGAAGUCAUAUAGGUUAUCGGAGCUUACUCAUGCUGAGGUGGAAAGCCUCAAGGCUCGUCCUCGCAUAGACUUUUCUUCCAUUUUUGGCACAGUCCAGCCCAUAAUCGAUGAUGUCAGAAAUAGAGGCGAUGCUGCAGUUAAACAAUUCACUGAAAGGUUUGACAAAGUUCAACUGAAUCAGAUUGUUGAAAAUGUCUCUGACCUUCCUGAUCCAGAGCUUGAUGCAACAAUUAAAGAAGCAUUUGAUGUUGCAUAUCAGAACAUAUAUGCAUUUCAUCUUGCUCAAAAGUCGACUGAAAAAACUGUUGAAAAUAUGAAAGGUGUUAUAUGCAAAAGGGUGGCAAGGAGCAUUGGUUCUGUUGGUCUUUAUGUACCGGGAGGAACUGCUGUUUUACCUUCAACAGCUCUAAUGCUUUCUAUUCCCGCACAAAUUGCUGGAUGUCAAACUGUAGUUCUUGCAACUCCACCAAGCAAGGAUGGCAGUAUCUGUAAGGAGGUGCUAUACUGUGCAAAGAAGGCUGGUGUUACUCAUAUCCUUAAAGCUGGAGGAGCUCAGGCUAUAGCUGCUAUGGCUUGGGGGACACAAUCCUGUCCCAAGGUUGAGAAAAUAUUUGGGCCUGGAAAUCAAUAUGUCACAGCUGCAAAAAUGAUUCUUCAAAAUAGCGAAGCAAUGAUUUCCAUUGACAUGCCUGCUGGUCCUUCAGAAGUCUUGGUCAUUGCUGACAAACAUGCCAGUCCUGUUCAUAUAGCAGCAGAUUUGCUUUCUCAGGCAGAGCAUGGCCCUGAUAGUCAGGUUGUUCUUGUUCUUGUGGGGGAUGGAGUGGAUCUAAAAGCUAUUGAGGAGGAAAUCAGUAAACAGUGCCAGAGCCUUCCAAGGGGAGAGUUUGCUUCAAAGGCUCUCAGCAAUAGUUUCAUUGUGCUUGCUCAUGAUAUGAUAGAGGCAGUCUCGUUUUCAAAUUUAUAUGCACCUGAGCAUUUGAUUGUUAAUGUAAAAGAUGCAGAGAAAUGGGAGGCUUUCAUCAAUAAUGCAGGUUCCGUGUUUUUAGGGCAGUGGACACCAGAGAGCGUGGGAGAUUAUGCCAGCGGGACAAAUCAUGUCCUUCCAACCUAUGGAUAUGCUCGGAUGUAUGGUGGGGUGUCACUGGACUCUUUCGUGAAAUACAUGACGGUACAAUCUUUGACUGCAGAAGGUCUGCAGAAGCUCGGGCCAUACGUGGCAACAAUGGCAGAAGUCGAGGGACUGGAAGCGCACAAGAGAGCAGUGACUCUUAGGCUUCAAGACAUUGAAGCCAAGCAUGUUAGCAAUAUGAGAUGAAUUAGAUUGUUGAUGCAGCCUUGAUAUGCCAUGUAUUUGUUGUACUUGAUAUUGACCUUCUGGUUUUGGUCUGGUAAGAGGAACUUGAACUGGUGAAAAUGGUAGCUACCCAUCAGGAGAUUAAAGUUCCAAAUUCCAUAAAUUUUCAUAAUGAUUUUUUUUUAAGCUGCAACCUGUUGAAAGUCUUAGUUUAUUUUGCAUUUUCCCAAACUGGUUGUAUUAUAACUUCCUAAUUUAUGUGGGUACAUAAAGCUGGAAACUGUUAUUUGAA
Carica papaya (papaya) is the source of this 1898-nucleotide messenger RNA. RefSeq names its product histidinol dehydrogenase (gene HDH). The record is from RefSeq and is a predicted model, not a curated record. Gene Ontology annotation, cellular component: cytoplasm; cytosol; chloroplast stroma. NCBI's taxonomy places the organism in Eukaryota, Viridiplantae, Streptophyta, Magnoliopsida, Brassicales, Caricaceae. Gene Ontology annotation, biological process: L-histidine biosynthetic process. Gene Ontology annotation, molecular function: metal ion binding; NAD binding; histidinol dehydrogenase activity.